This is a messenger RNA of Carlito syrichta (Philippine tarsier), 941 nucleotides long. It is a transcript of the gene ADAMTS12, whose product is annotated as ADAM metallopeptidase with thrombospondin type 1 motif 12. The transcript has 3 exons. The record is from RefSeq and is a predicted model, not a curated record. Lineage: Eukaryota; Metazoa; Chordata; Mammalia; Primates; Tarsiidae. The coding region runs from base 217 to 912 and encodes 231 amino acids.
CACUUCCCUUUCGGGAGGAGGGAGGGGAGAAAAAGGUGUCUAGAUCCUUUCUGCUUAAAAAAGCAAAGGGAAAUCGCCGGCAACUUUGCAGCCGCUGUCCCCUCGCUCCUGGACCAUGCACCCCGGCAUCUGCCUGCUCGACCUCAGGCGAGGACUUGAUUUCUGGAGCUGAGGUCUAAAACUUUUUUGACUUUUCUUCUCCCCAGCUACUGAAUCAUGCCAUGUGCCCAGAGGAGCUGCUGGCUUGCAAACCUCUCCGUGGUGGCUCAGCUCCUUAAUUUUGGGGCGCUGUGCCAUGGGAGACAGCCUCAGCCAGGCCCGGUUCGCUUCCCGGACAGGAGGCAAGAGCAUUUUCUUAAGACCUUGCCGGAAUACCACAUGGUAGGUCCUGUCCAAGUAGAUGCCCGAGGGCAUUUUUUGUCAUAUGGCUUGCACCAUUCUAUCAUGAGCAGCAGGAGGAAGAGAGAUUUGGAUGGCUCGGAGGACCGGGUGUACUACAGGAUUUCUCAUGAAGAGAAGGACCUGUUUUUCAACUUGACUGUCAAUCGAGGAUUUCUUUCCAAUAGCUACAUCGUGGAGAAGAGAUAUGGAAACCUCUCGAAUGUAAAGAUGAUGGAGUCCUCUGUCCCCCACUGCCAUCUCAGGGGUGCAGUUCUGCAGCAGGGCACCAGAGUCGGGACGGCAGCCCUCAGUGCCUGCCAUGGACUGACUGGAUUUUUCCAUCUUCCCCAUGGAGACUUUUUCAUUGAGCCCGUGAAGAAGCAUCCGCUGGCUGAGGGAGGGUACCACCCACACAUCGUUUACAGGAGACAGAGGUGGAGAGUUCCAGAGAUGGAGGAGCCAACCUGCGGAUUAAAGGGUAUUGUGACUCAAAUGUCCUCACAGCUUCAGGAGGUUUUUUUGUUCUUUUAAUUGUUUUACUAAAACAUGAUCUAUUCUUA